ACUGGGAUGAUGAUGGCUCAGGGCUGCUGGUGGCACUGGGCUGACGGGGUUUUGCUGGGUGUUGGUGCUGAAUAUUGAUCAGGAUUUCACCACCCACCUCUCCUCUGUGUUUGCUUCCUGCUGGGAUCUGCAGGAUGUGGCGUCACCCUCAUCCCUGCAGCCCCUGUCACCUCCUAAUGUCCAUACCAGGAGGUUUCCCCAGCAAAAAUCCUUCCCCAGAGUCUCCAAAUCCCCCCUUUUCAAGCCAGAGAAACCCAGAAGGGUCCCUGGAAUGUUCUUUGGGCUGUGAUCUGUCACUUGGGGUGUCCCCCUGGGAUGUGGUUUGUCAUCCAGGGUGUCCCCCUGGGAUGUGAUCUAUCUUUUGGGAUGUACCCUGGGCUGUGAUCUGUCACUUGGGAUGUCCCCCAGGCUGUGAUCUGUCACCCAGAAUGUCCCCAUGGGCUGUGAUCUAUCACCCAGAGUGGUCCCCCAGCAGUGUUUGCCCCUUGCUGGAAUGGAAUCCUGGAAUCAUUCAGGCUGGAAAAGCCCUCCAAGAUCAUCAAACCCAGCCCUUAACCCAGCACAGCCAUGUCACCCCUAACCCAUGUCCCCAAGUGCCACAUCCACACGUUUUUUGAACAUUCCAGGGAUGGCAACUCCACCGAUACCUGGGCAGCCUCUUCCAAUACCUGAUUGUCCUUUCAGUGAAUAAAUCCCCCCUGAUGUCCACCCUGACCCUCUCCUGGCACAGCUUGGGGCCUUUCCCUCUCAUCCCAUCCCUUGUUCCUUGGGAGCAGAGCCCGACCCCCACCUGACCCCCUCCUUGGCUGCUGGAGCGGGAUGCGGAGGAUGCUGGAAUGCAUAAUGGAGCACUGUGGUGCUCAAUAAUUCAUCUGUCACCCAGGAACAGCCACGUUUCUUCACAUCCAGCCCCUGCUCUGAGCUCUCUCAGCUGCUGGAGGGAGCAGCUCCAGUGGAGGGGGGGCAGGGGACUUGUCUGGGAUUCAAACAUUCCUGCUCUGCCCCACAGUGCAGGUCCUCCCUUGGGAAUUGGAUGGUUUGGGAGAGGUGUGUGUCCAAAACAGCCUAAACCUCCUUGGGAAAACUGGGAUUAAUGAUGGAUGAGCUGCACCAGGGUGCUCUGGUGCAGUGUCCUGCCCGUCCCUGUGUCCUUCCAUGUCCCAACACCCCAUUGUGACCCCUCUUGGCAUCCCAGGAUCAGGUCCCUGGAGCUUCUCCGGGUGAUUUUAAAGCACUGUGAAUGUUGGGGAGGGGCUGCCUAAGUGCAAAGUGCUGUUGGAGGGGAGGAGGAGGUGGCAGCAGCCCCGGCGGGGGGUGGGAUUUAUUAUUUAUCCCUCACAGAUGUCCUUAACUUUUGUCACUUCGAGCCGGGCCCGGCGCGUGGAGCGGCUGAUCCGAAGUGACAAGGAUUCCAGCUCCUUCCCAAGCGCCUCCAAGAGGGACUUCACAGGAGUCCAGCUUUGUUCCCUUUCCGGCCACAGCACUCCCGGGGGUGGGAUGCAAAAACCUCUGGCUCAGGGAUCCAAACUGGCCCAAACUGCCCCAAAUCAGGCUGUGCUCGGCUCCUGCAGGUGAUCCUGGAACACGCCUGGCUUCACAUUCUGUGGGAUUUCCACUUCCCACAGAUCUGGGCACAACCUUGUGACAUUUUUCCGUGGACACUGCAGCCUCCUGGAUGUCAUGAGUGGAAACUAUGGUGACAAAAGCUCCCUGGGAUCCCAGCAGGCACAGAACCGCUGGGGCAGGAACUCACACCACAAUCCGGGGCGGUUUUUUUUGUUGUUUUUUUUUUUUUUUUUUGGAGGCAAAACAUCCUUGAGCAGGAGGAUUUAGCAGGGAAGGAGCUUGUGGCUGUGCCGUUGCUGUGACGCUGCCGUGGUCGAUGUCCCCGGAGCCAAUCCCGACCCCGGAGGAUGAGCAAGCCCACGGACCUGCAGCACGACCUGGAACGCAGCCUCCCAGCCAUUGCCUCCAUCAGCUCCUCCUUCUCCCAGAGCCAGGGCUUCUCCCCGUACUUCUUCUCCCCCGAGAAGAGAAAAGCCAUCUCGGAUGUGAGGAGGACCUUCUGCCUCUUUGUCACCUUCGACCUGCUCUUCAUCUCCCUGUUGUGGAUCAUCGAGCUGAAUACCAAGGUGGGCAUUAAGGAGAACCUGAAGGAUGAGAUCAUCAACUACAAAUUCAAGACCUCGUUCUUUGAUAUCUUUCUCUUGGCUCUGUUUCGCUUUGUUGUGCUGCUCUUGGGCUACGCCGUUGUCCGCCUGCGCCACUGGUGGGUCAUCGCGGUCACUACACUGGUAUCCAGUGCCUUCCUGAUUGUGAAGGUUAUCCUCUCCGAGCUUCUGACCAAAGGGGCUUUUGGGUAUUUACUUCCCAUCGUCUCGUUUGUCAUUGCUUGGUUGGAGACCUGGUUCCUGGAUUUUAAAGUCCUAACUCAGGAAGCAGAAGAGGAACGAUGGUUCCUGGCAGCCCAGGCUGCAGCCUCAAGGCCACUACUGUACCCCCGAGCUCUCUCCGAGGGACAGUUCUACUCCCCACCCGAGUCCUUUGCAGGCUCAGACAACGAGUCUGAUGAGGAAGGUGUGGGGAGGAAGGCCUUGACAACUCAGGAAAAGGAGUAUGUCCGACAAGGCAAAGAGGCCAUGGAGGUUGUGGACCAAAUCCUCGCCCAAGAGGAGAACUGGAAGUUUGAGAAAAACAAUGACUUCGGUGAUGUUGUUUACACUUUUGAAAUCCCUUUCCAUGGCAAGACCUUUAUUUUAAAGGCUUUCCUGCAGUGCUCUCCUGAAAUGGUUUACCAGGAGGUGAUUCUGCAGCCCGAGAAGAUGAUCCUGUGGAACAGAACAGUGGCAGCUUGCCAGAUCUUGCAGCGGGUUGAGGACAACACGAUCGUCUCGUACGACGUGGCGGCUGGAGCUGCCGGCGGGGUGGUGUCCCCAAGGGAUUUCGUGAAUGUGCGUCGGAUCGAGAGGAGGAGAGACAGGUACGUUUCCUCAGGGAUGUCGACCACGCACAGCCUGAAGCCUCCGCUCUCCAAGUACGUCAGGGGUGAGAAUGGACCUGGUGGAUUCAUCGUCCUGAAAUGUCCCAGCAAUGCCAAGGUCUGCACCUUCAUCUGGAUUCUUAACACAGAUCUGAAGGGUCGCCUGCCCCGGUACCUGAUCCACCAGAGCCUGGCUGCCACCAUGUUUGAGUUCGCCUUCCACCUGCGCCAGCGCGUGGCCGAGCUCUGCUCCAAGCCCUGAGGACAUUCCAGUGCCCUCUCUGCUCUGUGGGGACAGGGACAGGACCCUGCACCCCAUCGGGGGGGGUUCCCCUAUUACCAGGGGGCUCAGCCCUUCCUCCCACCAUGGCUGCCCCUGAAUGGGGCCCUGGACCCGACUGUUCUGUGCCAAAUCCCUGCUCUGCCCCCCACGGGGGCUGGGCCAGCCCCCCCUCCCCACAAACAGGUUGGGGGCUCAGCUGGCACCCCCAGAUUCGUGUCACUGUGCCCCAAUUCCAUGAGGAAGAGGGGACAGAGGUGAUGGCUAUGUUGGUGAGAACUCAGCUGAGCCCUGUGCCAGGCUCUGCCCCUCCACCAGCAGGUGAAGGCACAGUUUGUAGCCCCCCACACCCACCGUGACCCUGGGGCUAUGUCCCCCACCUCGAGGACAGUGCUGGGGACCCCCCAAACCUCCCCUUGGCACUGGCCAAGCCCCCUCCUUCCCAAACCUGCAGCUCCUGGUGGAGCCAGCGCGAGAUUUGCCUUAAGCAGAGAAUUUGAUCCU
This is a messenger RNA of Cinclus cinclus, 3764 nucleotides long. RefSeq names its product StAR related lipid transfer domain containing 3 (gene STARD3). The record is from RefSeq and is a predicted model, not a curated record. Lineage: Eukaryota; Metazoa; Chordata; Aves; Passeriformes; Cinclidae. The transcript is spliced from 15 exons. Gene Ontology annotation, cellular component: late endosome. Gene Ontology annotation, molecular function: cholesterol binding; cholesterol transfer activity. Bases 1914 to 3242 code for a protein of 442 amino acids.